Onychostoma macrolepis is the source of this 2737-nucleotide messenger RNA. It is a transcript of the gene pdyn, whose product is annotated as prodynorphin. Gene Ontology annotation, biological process: chemical synaptic transmission; sensory perception; neuropeptide signaling pathway. Bases 160 to 918 code for a protein of 252 amino acids. The transcript is spliced from 3 exons. Gene Ontology annotation, cellular component: axon terminus; neuronal cell body; plasma membrane. Lineage: Eukaryota; Metazoa; Chordata; Actinopteri; Cypriniformes; Cyprinidae. The record is from RefSeq and is a predicted model, not a curated record. Gene Ontology annotation, molecular function: opioid receptor binding.
GUAUGGAGACUGAGUCCAAGUAAGAGCAAACCGUAGAUGGAUGAAGAGUGACUCUAUCAAAGGACACGAGAACAAAGAAGUUUCAGCCAGCUUCCCCAAGUGAUCGCCUUGACGCUGGGAGAACAAGAAGCUCUGUAGGUACUCAAGGAAUCGCUGUAGAUGAUGGAGUGGUAUGUUUUGGUGUUGAUGCUGAGCUUGCCAACCUUGAGUCAGGCAGAUUGUUCAGCGCAAUGUUUGAGAUGCGCGCAACAGAUCUCCGACCUGGACUCUGCAGUGAACCGCUUGACUUGUACUUUAGAAUGUGAAGGAGCCGUUCCAUCUACUAGUACAUUAGACCGAUGUGAGAAAGCUUUACAGGAGCUUUCAGAUGAAUUCGCGGACCUCAACCCCGACGCCGACGGAGAACGCAGCGCGUUAAACGCGGAGGAUCUCCAAGAGAAGGCAUCCAACCUGGUCAAACGAUACGGGGGCUUCAUCAAGAGGAUCGAUAAGAAUAAAAAUAAGUUUUACGCCUCACCCUGGAAGGAGAACGCCAUUCUAAAAGGAUUGUUCGCGAAGAAAUACGGAGACUCGCUCUCGAAACUGGGCGAGCGAGACGUCCCGUCGAUCACGGAAGACGACGAGGGCGAAGAUGUGACUGCGGAAAACGAAACGGGAGUUUACGAUAACGACGUUCCUUUAAACGAAGUCAAACGUUACGGCGGGUUUCUCCGCAAAUUCGGGCCAAAAAGAAGCAACUUUGUGGAUAACACCAGCCCGCAGGUGUUGCAGAAGAGAUACGGCGGGUUUAUGCGAAGAAUUCGCCCGAAGUUGAGGUGGGACAACCAAAAGCGAUAUGGCGGGUUUUUACGGCGCCAUUUUAAAAUCUCCGUGCGAUCUGACGAAGAGCCCUCAUCGUACGAGGACUAUGCUUUAUAGGCUAUUGUAUCAUAGAUAACUCAACCAGAACUCAUUAAGCCAACGCAUUUCAAUUUCCCCCACAAAUGUGAGACUGGAGCACAAAAGCAGUCAUAAGUUGCACGGGUAUAUUUGUAGCAAUAGCCAAAAAUGCACUGUAUGGGUCAAAAUUACAAAUUUUUCUUUUAUGCCAAAAAUCAUUAGGAUAUUAAGUGAAGAUCAUGUUCCAUUAAGAUAUUUAGUACAUUUCCUACUGUAAAUAUCAAAACUUAAUUUUUGAUUAGUAAGCCUAUGCAUUGCUAAGAACUUCAUUUGGACAACUUUAAAGGCGAUUUUCUCAGUAUUUUUUUGCACCCUCAGAUUCCAGAUUUUCAAAUAGUUGUAUCUCUGCCAGAUAUUGUGCUACCUUAACAAACCAUACAUCAAUGGAAAACCUAGUUAUUCAGCUUUCAGAUGAUGUAUAAAUCUCAAUUUCUAAAAAUUGACCCUUAUGACUGGUUUUGUGGUCCGGGGUCACAAAUGUCAUGAUCUUACACGUGUUGAGGCUGGUUUACUAUCCCGAAUGGCUGCUGACCUCUGGACGCCAUCAAUCACCACUGUCGACCUGUCAAUCAUGCGCCCAGGACGUUUCAGUGACCGACCACUUGUUGUUUCCCGUUAACUUUACCCCAUGUAAGCAAUCAGUACAUCCUGCAGAUAAUGCUUGUUUAAGAUGACCAAUAAAGGGCAAGAACUUUACCUGCUAAAAUUGUUCGGUAAAUGUUUUGUGUGAUUUUUUCCCCCCCCAACUUAUUACGAUUGUUAAUAAAUUAAAGAUGAAUUGUUACUAUACAUUUUAUUGCUAUUUUACUUAACGACUUACUAAACUUAAACCCUUUUUUACUCUAUUCCAAAAAGACAUGGACAUGUCCAUCUGAAAGUCAAAACCCACGUUGCACAAUAAUGUUAGGUAAAUAGCGCCACCUGCUGGUCAAAAAAGAGUUACAAGUUAAAUGUAACACUUGAAAAGUAUUUUUUCCUUAAGUAUUGUGCUGAAGAAAGACAGAAAGCACCUCAGACCUUAUGUCUCUUCUGUGAAACAGCUAAAACACCUUGUUUUACUAUGGUAAGCGUGUUAAGAAAAAUGCAAAACUUGCAGCAGAAAAAAAAUUACAUUUUUUCAAUGACCACCUUUUCUUAAAAUUUGACAUUUGAUCCCCUAAUCUUGGAUAUGAUGUUGUUUAGCAGGUCAAUUUGCUGUAUUUAUUUUAAAAGACAAGAUUGUCAUGGUCCAGCUUAAUGCAUUUUAAAUAAUCAACUACAGAUUUCACUGUAACAAGUAAUACUAAGAUGAAACAUCAAAAUAGAAAAAAAUAUAAGAGAAAAUGUUAUGUGAACAGUAUAAAUAACGGAGUGAGCGUUAUAUCCAAAAAACAUUCUAACUACAAACUAUGCACACACUGGUCAACCAUGAAAUUAAGGACAAGAUGUGCCUUACAUUUCAUAAAAACAUCCUUAAAGGGACAGUUCACCCAAAAAUGUUAAUUCUGUCAUCAUUUACCCACCCUCAAGUUUCUUUCUUCAGUUGAACACAAACGAAGAUAUUUAGAAAAAUGUUGGAACCAAACUGUUGACAGUAGCCAUAGACUUCCAUAGUGUGGGAAAAAAGUCAAUGGCUACCAACACCUCUUUGGUUACCAAAAUAUCUUCUUUCAUGUGCCACAUAAGAAAAACUCACACAGGUUGAGUAAAGGAUGAUUAAUUUUUGGGUGCACUACCGCUUUAAACAAUGCAGGCUAUAUUUUACCACAUUGUAACUAGAUUACAAUUAAAUCAAAUGCAAUGCAAUGCAAAAAAAAAA